Messenger RNA from Magnolia sinica, 1513 nucleotides. Its product is annotated as damage-control phosphatase At2g17340-like. Gene Ontology annotation, cellular component: nucleus; cytosol. The record is from RefSeq and is a predicted model, not a curated record. Gene Ontology annotation, molecular function: pantothenate kinase activity; ATP binding. Gene Ontology annotation, biological process: coenzyme A biosynthetic process. The coding region runs from base 34 to 1140 and encodes 368 amino acids. NCBI's taxonomy places the organism in Eukaryota, Viridiplantae, Streptophyta, Magnoliopsida, Magnoliales, Magnoliaceae. The transcript is spliced from 12 exons.
AGAGAGAGCGAGAGAGAGAGAGAGAGAGAGAAGAUGGAAAGCUCUUCGGCAAUGGUGCCAUUUCCAUUGCUGACGACUCCGAUCGAAUCGAAUUACAGAGCUUGCACCAUCCCUUACAGAUUCGAUUCCGACAAUCCGCGGAAGGCGACUCCCACCGAAAUCUCCUGGAUCAAUCUCUUUUUGAAUUCCGUGCCGUCUUUCAGGCAACGAGCAGAGAGUGAUACGACAGUUGUUGAUGCUCCUAUUAAAGCUGAAAAGUUCGCUGAAAGGUACACAGCAAUACUUGAGGACUUGAAAAAAGAUCCUCAGAGUCAUGGUGGACCGCCAGAUUGCAUUCUUCUUUGCAGGCUUCGUGAGCAAAUCCUUCGAGAGUUGGGAUUCAAGGAUAUAUUUAAGAAAGUUAAGGAUGACGAAAAUGCCAAAGCUAUUUCGCUAUUUGAGGAGGUUGUCCGGCUUAAUGAUGCCAUUGAAGAUGAUGGCAAGCGUAUGGAAAACUUGAUUAGAGGAAUACUUGCUGGCAACAUUUUUGACUUGGGAUCUGCACAGCUUGCAGAAGUAUUCGCGAAGGAUGGAAUGUCCUUUCUAGCAAGUUGCCAGAGCCUUGUGCCUCGACCCUGGGUUAUUGAUGACUUGGACUACUUUAAAAUGAAGUGGAGUAGAAAGUCUUGGAAGAAGGCUGUCAUUUUUGUUGAUAAUUCUGGUGCGGAUAUCAUAUUGGGUAUAUUGCCUUUUGCAAGAGAGUUACUUCGACGUGGUACACAGGUGGUUCUAGCAGCCAAUGACCUUCCAUCUAUCAAUGACGUAACGUAUCCUGAACUGAUUGAGAUUUUAAAGAAGUUGAAGGAUGAAAACGGGAAGCUCAGUGGUGCCGAUGCAUCUGGCCUCCUGAUUGCCAAUUCUGGUAAUGAUCUGCCGGUCAUCGAUCUCACAAGUGUGUCACAAGAGCUGGCGUACCUAGCAAGUGAUGCAGACCUAGUUGUCUUGGAGGGAAUGGGACGUGGAAUAGAGACAAAUCUCUAUGCUAAACUAAAAUGUGAUUCUGUCAAGAUUGGGAUGGUGAAGCAUCCCGAGGUUGCUCAGUUCUUGGGAGGGAGGCUGUAUGAUUGUGUUUUCAAGUACAACGAAUCGAUAAAUGGCUAAGGCAGCCUCUUCUCUUCUUUUGAUUUUUUUUUUUUUUUGGUUUUUCCUUAUAUCUCAUUGGUCAUCAUGUAAAACCUCCACUUCCAAGUUCAAACCAUAUACAUAUAAUUUUUUGGAGUUAGAUGUAAAAGUAACGAAAUUCUACUGCAGCUUCUACGUGAGAAACCAUGUGAAGAAAGUGUAGUUUUGCUUUCAAUAAUCAAUAGGGAAAUUGAAUGUGUUACGACACACCCCAAAGCUAUCGCUGUGUAAUCUGCAAAUAAGCGGCCUCAACUCAGAAACAUGGUAGCUGGUGUGGCUCACCGUAUUUGUAAGGCUGUCAUGGAUAAUUAUUGAUAUUUGUGCGCAAUUUCUGAUUAUUAUUUUCCUCUCA